ACCACAGUAUUUCACAUGAAAGAUUGUGUAUAAUUAUCUCCUUGUUUGUUAGAGGUGCACAUUCUUCAUUUGCAGAACAAGAUCAAACUGCGGCCCUUCUAAAGUAGUAACGACUCAAAUGCAUGAAAUCCUGGCCUGCUGUUUGAAUGCAGCCCCACCUUGUCAGACUUAGACUAUAUGGUUUCUCUCAUAAAAAGUCCUUGCAGGAAGUCAGAGCUAAAAUAGGUGCAGCCGUUGGGAGUGUAAUUGCCAUGUGGACAGCCUGCAUUCCUGCUGUGUCUCUUGGAUGGGGAAAGAUUUCUGCCUCCCCUUUGGCCACUGAUGUGCUUCUGGCCAGGCAAGGAGAGUGAAGUGCCCCUCUCUCUGGGUCGUUCUCUUCUUGGCACAGGUCUUCAUUCAUGCAUGCCUAGAAACAUUCUGCAGCCAUGCUGAAGCAGAUUCUGACAGACAUGUACGUGGAUCCGGAGCUCCUAGCAGAGCUCAGCGAAGGGCAAAAGCAGAUCUUGUUCUUCAAGAUGAGGCAGGAGCAGAUCAGAAAAUGGAAGGAAAGAGAAGAUGUGGCUACUGCACCACAAUCAACCUUGAAGGAAGCACAUGGAAAAUCUGUGCAGUGGAAGCUUGGAGCAGAUGGUGAUGUCUGGGUGUGGGUAAUGGGUGAGCACUCACUGGACAAGCCAUACAACUUGCUCUGCAGUGAAAUUCUUGCUGAAAGAGUGAAGCAGCAGUCGCUUCAGGAAGCAGAGGCAACAAGCCUGGUGGAACUGUUCACAGAGCGUUCUGUCCCGUCGCCUCUCCAUUUUCCAUCAGACACCCAGCUUGGGUCAGAAACACAGAGACAUAGUAAAAGCCCUGUGAAGUGGGAUGUGCAGAAGGGGGUGAAAAAAACUCCAGUUGGUGGAAAUGCGAAAAUUCAAGAAUGUGUCCAGCCUCCCGGGAGUAAAUCAAGAAGCGUAGAGCGGAUGUUGGCAGACUCUAUCAAUCAUUCAAGAAAGUACAGCUUUCAGCAGAGGAAAGAAGAGGAAACAAGGACAACCGCGAAUGAGAGCAGAGCACAAGAAGUGACCCUAAAUCACACCGAUGAGUCAGUGGAGAAACUGGACAAGGAAAAUUCUGACUGGUUGGAAACUUUGCAGCGGGCAAAAGCAGCUGAUGAAAGGCGACGCUCCCUUGCCAAACACGCCCGGGAUGACUACAAGAGGCUGUCAUUGCAAGGCACUCACAAAGGAAAAGUAGUGGACGUUUCCAAGAUCUUUAAGACAGGGGAGCAGAAACAGCUGCUUCCUCCUCCUCUGCCACCAAAGCCUAAGCACCUCAGCGCUGGAAUGACUAAUGGGAAACCAGACAGGAAGCAGGCAGUACAAAGGACUGUCUCCAGUUCUACUCAGGAGAGUAUCAUUCGUUGGUUCAAGGAAGAGCAGCUUCACCUCCGAGCUGGGUUAGAGCAGUCCUCGGGCAGGGUAGCACCUUGGUUCCAUGGUAUUUUAACUACCAAGGAAGCAGAAGAACUUCUGAGUGGUUUGGCACCUCGGAGCUUUCUGAUCCGUGUCAGUGAAAAGAUCAAAGGCUAUGUCCUUUCUUAUUUGUCAGCAGAGGGCUGCAAACACUUCCUGAUAGAUGCCUCUGGGGAUUCAUACAGCUUCCUUGGUGUGGAUCAGCUGCAGCAUUCAUCACUGACUGACCUGGUUGAUUACCACAAGGAUGAGCCCAUCACAUCUUUUGGGAAGGAGCUUCUGUAUUAUCCCUGUGGUCAGCAAGGUCAGGAGCCUGACUACCUUGAUCUUUUUGUGUGAAAUCUGAUAUUUCCUUCCCUUCCCAUGUGGGAGAACUUCUCUUGAAUGGACAGAUGUGGAAUGGACAGAAGCUGAGCCAGCACCCUUCCGUUUUUACAAUAUUCUCUUAAACUGCGAAGUUAUUUUGCAAGUAUGUUUGGUAAUCAAGAAUGAGGAUAGCUGCCAGGAGCCAUGGUUCCUGAAGUGUCAUCAAGAUACAAAGCCACAGGAAGCAAGAUCCUAUGGAAAACAGCAAAAGAAUAAAGCUAUUGUGAAAGAUAAUUAGGGCAAUUAAACUUUCCAUAGACAUCUUUGUUCAGGCUGAAUCCUGCCCUCGUGUUCAAUUAGGUGACACAGAACAUUUCCAAAGUGUAAUUUACAUUUCCUGUAAAAACUUGAAAGGGUUGUAUUAUAAAGACACAAAUGCAGAAAUAGGCUUGUCUUCAUAACAUCAAGUCCUGCGAAUUUAUGGGCACUGUUUGCUCCGAUGAGCCAGUGGUGAGUGAAUGUAAGCAAGACCUCAAGAGUGUUAAGGCCACUGUUUCAUAUUUUCCAACUUGUUCCCAUUUUCCAUGGUCAGUCCUUAGUGAAACAAUGUUUCUGGUUUGUUCCAGUUUUGCGUUGAAGGAGUUGGUGUGCACAUGUACGCACUAGAAUUCUUAUGGUUUCAGCCCUCCCCAGGGUUCUCUAGAAGUUCACAAUCGGUCAUAGCACUUCUUUUUUCCUUCCUCUCUGUAAAGCACUGGACCCCCAUCCAUUGCCUGAAUCUGUAAUCAUGCUUUAGUUCUUCAAUUCACUAUGGAGGGCCCCUGCAGACAUUCUUUUUAUUGUGCAUUCAUGAUUAUUUGUGCUCAGUAUGGUAUUGGAGCAGUUGUACAUGAUCCCGCUUUCAAAAGUUUUGGAGAGAACAUACUGCUUUGUUUCCAGGCAGCAAAUGUCUUGUAACUUCUUGCUGAAAUCCUGUAACUUUUUAUACUACAAAUGUUCUGGUUUAUUUUUGUCCUGCUUUUGUUUCGCUUAUAGUGCAAGAGAGUCCCCCCCAGACAGCAAUAAUGCAGUAACAUUGAAGAAGCAUAGCAGAAAAACUAAUAAAGCGGAAUUAUGUUUGUAUGGCCCAAUAUAAAUUCACCAGUAAUGCACUAUGAUUGCGUCAAUAACAUGUUGCAGAAUAUACCAGGAAAAAAACCACCAUUCUGGAGAGGGUGAGGAACUGGUUUCAUCUAGAUCAAGAUGAAAGCAUUGAUUUGCCAAAAUAAAGGUACAGUGGCUGAAA
This is a messenger RNA of Rhineura floridana, 3042 nucleotides long. RefSeq names its product SH2 domain containing 4A (gene SH2D4A). The coding region runs from base 426 to 1790 and encodes 454 amino acids. Gene Ontology annotation, cellular component: cytoplasm. NCBI's taxonomy places the organism in Eukaryota, Metazoa, Chordata, Lepidosauria, Squamata, Rhineuridae. The record is from RefSeq and is a predicted model, not a curated record. Gene Ontology annotation, molecular function: phosphatase binding. The transcript has 10 exons.